Messenger RNA from Aspergillus sclerotioniger CBS 115572, 1926 nucleotides. Its product is annotated as sulfatase family protein. The transcript is spliced from 5 exons. NCBI's taxonomy places the organism in Eukaryota, Fungi, Ascomycota, Eurotiomycetes, Eurotiales, Aspergillaceae. Gene Ontology annotation, molecular function: glycosaminoglycan binding; arylsulfatase activity; N-acetylglucosamine-6-sulfatase activity. The coding region runs from base 33 to 1802 and encodes 589 amino acids. The record is from RefSeq and is a predicted model, not a curated record. Gene Ontology annotation, biological process: phenol-containing compound metabolic process.
CAUCAAUCUCCCGAUGGUAUGAUACUGCCAAUAUGCGUAACCUGGUGUGUUUUCUCACACUGGCUGGCUUUGCAGCUACCAAGUCACUGCCGCAGCUGCCACUUGCUGCACACACCAAACCCAAUGUUAUCUUCAUCCUGACCGACGAUCAGGAUGCUCAUCUCGACUCUCUGGAUUAUAUGCCGUAUGUCAAAAAACACCUUAUCGACAAAGGCACUCAUUAUCGCAGCCACUAUUGCACAACCAGCGUCUGUUGUCCAUCGCGUGUGACGCUCUGGACGGGGAAGCUGGCACACAACACAAAUGUCACCGAUGUCAAUCCUCCAUAUGGUGGAUAUCCCAAAUUCAUCUCGCAAGGGUUCAACGAGAAUUACCUUCCUGUAUGGCUACAGGAAGCGCACUACAACACUUAUUACACCGGCAAGCUGUUCAACGUUCACACAGUUGACAACUACAAUGCCCCAUUCCCAGCCGGAUUUACCGGCCAUGACUUCCUCCUCGACCCAUUCACAUACGACUACCUCAACAGUACCUUUCAACGAGACGGCGAAGCACCCCAGAGCUACGAAGGCGAAUACAGUACGGAUGUUCUCGCGCAAAAGGCAUAUCGCCUCCUCGAUGAAGCCGUUGCUGCCCAGAAACCUUUCUUUCUCACUAUAGCUCCCGUCGCGCCUCAUUGCAAUGUAUUUAUGAACGGAACCGGGCUCGACGAAAACCCUGUUUUUAGCUUCAGCGCACCUAUCCCCGCCAAGCGACACGAGCAUCUAUUCAAGGGUAUACAAGUCCCCCGCACCCCGUCAUUCAAUCCAGAGUACCCAUCUGGAGCCAACUGGAUCAAGACCUUGAAGCGUCAAAACGAGACGAAUGUCGAGUACAACGAUCACUUCUACCGUAUGCGUAUACGCGCGCUCCAAGCUGUUGAUGAUAUGGUCGAUGGUCUCUUUACCCGCUUGCAUCAAUACAAUCUCCUGGACAACACGUAUAUUGUCUACAGCAGCGACAAUGGCUACCACAUCGGCCAGCACCGACUUCAGCCGGGCAAGUCGUGUGGAUACGAGGAGGAUAUCAACGUUCCUUUGGUUGUCCGCGGCCCUGGGAUUGCUGAGAAUACAUCUACAGAUAUCGUCACCACACAUACUGAUUUGGCUCCCACCUUCCUUCAGUUAUUGGGCAUCCCGCUGCGAGAUGACUUUGACGGGGAUCCGAUCCCUCUGACACGGAGGCAGAUGGAGGCCGCGCAGGGGGAGAGACAGGAACAUGUGACAGUGGAAUAUUGGGGGUUUGCUGCAGGAGAGGGAAUAUACGACUUCGAUCUAUCCGCAUACAACAACACCUACAAAGCCCUCCGGAUCAAAGGAAAGGGAUAUAACCUCUACUACUCAGUAUGGUGUAACAACGAACACGAACUAUAUGAUAUGACCACCGAUCCCUACCAACUCCACAACCUCUUAUCCACCGACGCUUCCACUACGCCAACUCCCCACACAAUCCUAAACAUCCCCCUACCCAAGCUCACCCCUCGUCUGGACACCCUCCUCCUUGUCCUCAAAUCCUGCAAGGGCCAAAUAUGCAUUAAGCCCUGGACGGCGCUGCAUCCAGGCGGGGACGUGGCCACACUAAAAGAAGCGUUACAUGCACGCCACGAUCACUUCUACGAGGUGGAGCAGAUGACUCGGGUCCAGUUCGAGGAAUGUGCACGUGGGUAUUUGCUUGAGGUGGAGGGACCGCAGUUCGAUGCCGAUAGCGAAGCAAGAGAGAAUGUGUUUGUUCGAGAUGGAUUAUUGUGGGAUAAGUGGGUUUGAUUAAGAUGACGAAUCGGAUGCAGGUUAUGCAGAAAGGGUUGUUGAUGCGUUUACUCCCUUAGAUGUGUGUGCGAGUGUUACGUUAUAUACAUGUAUGCAUUCAGGUCAAUACCUUCUUCCUCAG